This is a messenger RNA of Microthlaspi erraticum, 735 nucleotides long. Lineage: Eukaryota; Viridiplantae; Streptophyta; Magnoliopsida; Brassicales; Brassicaceae. The record is from the annotation of a GenBank genome assembly.
AUGGAGUAUUCUUCGAUGCACCAGAAUGUGGUGGGCGUAUCUUCAUGUUCAUCACAAGAUUACCAGAACCAGAAGAAACCAUCUCCGUCGACUAGGCCAGCUCCACCGGAGCAAUCACUGAGAUGCCCUCGCUGCGACUCCACCAACACAAAGUUCUGUUACUACAACAACUACAGUCUCUCUCAGCCUCGCUACUUCUGCAAAUCUUGUCGGAGAUAUUGGACCAAAGGCGGAAUCCUUAGAAACAUCCCGAUCGGUGGAGCUUACCGGAAACACAAACGCUCCUCCUCUUCCGCAACUAAAAGCCUCGGAACAACUCCUGAACCGCCGAUGACCUACAACGGAAAAACAUUCCCGGCGGCGAGUUUUGGUGGCUAUAAUAACAGCAUUAACAAUGAGCAGAUGGAGCUUGGGUUAGCAUUUGCCUUGCUCAACAAGCAACCUCUAGGGUUUCCUUCCGAAUUUGGAAGCUCUCAUCAGUCUCCGAUGGGCAUGAAUGGCGUGUUUGGAACCGCGAGCCAGCAGAUGGAGAACGCCGGUUAUGCGUUUGGGAAUGGUGGAAGCGGUCUGGAGCAAAUGGCGAUAAGUGAUCCGAACAGAGCCUUGUGGGGAUUCCCUUGGCAGAUGAACAUGGGAGGAGGAGGAAGUGGUCAUGGUCAUGUUGAUCAGAUUGAUUCAGGGAGAGAGGUUUGGAACACUACUGUCAACUAUAUUAAUACUGGUGCUUUAUUGUAA